Mobula hypostoma (lesser devil ray) is the source of this 3187-nucleotide messenger RNA. RefSeq names its product ras-related protein Rab-39A-like. Gene Ontology annotation, molecular function: GTPase activity; GTP binding. The record is from RefSeq and is a predicted model, not a curated record. NCBI's taxonomy places the organism in Eukaryota, Metazoa, Chordata, Chondrichthyes, Myliobatiformes, Myliobatidae. Gene Ontology annotation, cellular component: Golgi apparatus. Gene Ontology annotation, biological process: Rab protein signal transduction; vesicle-mediated transport; phagosome-lysosome fusion. The coding region runs from base 81 to 722 and encodes 213 amino acids. The transcript is spliced from 3 exons.
GCUGGAAAACCGGACCAGAAAUUCUGCUGCACAAAACAGCAUUUUACCGAAACCGUGCGAAAAAGAGAAAAAGUUAUGUCAUGGAAGCUAUUUGGAUCUAUCAGUUCCGUCUGAUAGUGAUCGGAGACUCGACGGUGGGCAAGUCCUGCCUCCUCCGGAGAUUCACCGAAGGCAAAUUCAACGACUCGUCUGACCCCACGGUCGGCGUGGACUUCUUCGCCAGGCUGGUGGAAAUCGAGCCGGGAAAGAGGAUCAAAUUACAGCUGUGGGACACGGCGGGCCAGGAGCGGUUCAGGUCUAUAACUCGAUCCUAUUACCGUAACUCAGUUGGUGGUCUGCUUGUGUUCGACGUUACAAAUCGCAGGUCUUUUGAACAUGUCCGUGACUGGUUGGAGGAAGCAAAGAUGCAUGUUCAGCCAUUCCAAAUCAUAUUUCUCCUUGUUGGACACAAAUGUGACUUGGCAACCCAACGGAAGGUUUCAAAGGAAGAGGCAGAGAAAUUGGCUGCGGUGCAGGGUAUGAAAUACAUUGAGACAUCCGCAAAAGAUUCUACAAAUGUAGAGGAGUCCUUCACUGUUCUAACCCAGCAGAUAUAUGAGCUGCUCAAAAAAGGCAACAUCUCUGUCCAAGAAGGAUGGGAAGGUGUUAAGAGUGGUGUGGUUCCUAAUGUUGUUCAUUCUUCUGAGGAAGCUGUGCAGCCUGGAAGAAGGUGCCUUUGUUAAUUGGUAGGGUUAAAGAACCCUCUAUUCCAAAGAAUUGCUUAACGUACUUUAGCCAUUUGUGCAAGCUUACAUCAUUAAAUUUACAAGGAUUUAUCCUAGACGUAGUAUAGAAUUGAUUAAAUAUGUUUCAUUGGAAAGUAAGUACCCCAAUAUGGCUACAGAGCUUCUCCAACAUGAAAUGUACAUAUUUUAUUUUCAAUAGUUGCUGACUUUAAUAGUAAGAAAAUAUUUUUUGCACUGUAAAAUCAAGUUUUAUUUUUGGAGUGUUGCCUACUAUAAGGCCAGCCAAUCUGUGGGAUAGGAUCAGUAAAGAUUUAAUAAAUAUGUAUAUUUGAUAUGAACCAUUUACCCUAAACAAUGAUUUAAGUAUGGUUUUGUCCACUUCAGAAAUGUUUGAGUGGUUUCUGGGAAUUGAGAAGCAGUAAUUCUUAACUUUGUUAGUUAUUUAUUAGAAACUUUUUUUGUUGUUUUUGUUUUGUGCUAUUCCUUAAUUUCCCAGCCUUUAAGAAUAUUUUAUGAAUUGUGAAUAUUUCCCAAGAUUUGGAUUGGAGCCUUCAGGGUCAUUAAUGGUUAACAAAAUGGCCAUGAGUCAAAAAUUUGAGUUAAAAGUAGCAAAUGAAAACAAUAAAUAGGGAAUAACUGUGCUUUAACUGGGGCUUCAAAAGGUUGCACUGCUGUUAGUUACUGACAGUAAUUCAAGCCAGCAGCUUGGCUGUAUGCCAAAGUUGUUGUCUUCUGUUAGAGCCCUGCACUAGGUUCUUUUGUGGACCAAUAUUACUUAAUGUUUAACUAAUAUGUCAAAUCAAUGAAUGUUGGCAUGGCAAUGCAGUUGUUCAGCUUAACGCUUUUAAUGUUACAGUUUACAGUUACAAAUUGCUGCCUUUUGUCUAUUUUUGGGAAGUGGUAAGGCUGCUAAUGCUAUUGAACAAUCAUUCCAAAAUUUGCAUUUUGAAAUGGAGAUGAAAAUGGUGGAUGGUGGGAACAAGUUAAUAUUUGGCUCAACUGUGAUGCUUUCAAAGGACUUGAAUAUCACCAGCAAUGGGCAAGUUUAAAAUUCAUCAAGUAAGCUUUUAAUCUUCAGAGAAUAUUGAAAUACCCAACUGUAGGUCAGGCAAUUUUAUACAUACAUGCUUACUUCCUUGCACUUGUUGGUAAUUACUACAUACAAAAAAAAAAUUUCCAGUGUUGUCUGAAAUGUAUGUAAUAUACUGAAUUGGCUACUAACCUUUGGCACAUAUGCCUGCUCUUUUUCUGAAGUCAAAUGUGAAAUGCAUAAGUAAAUGAGUAAGUGAAUUAGUAAGUCUUUUAAAUCAAGUUGUUUGCUUAUCAAAUCUGAUUUAACUAAAUCUAGCUGUGCAUUGCAAAAGCACCAACUUACAGAGAAGACAAAACUAAGCAGAAUUUUCUUGUGUUAAAGAAAUGAAAUAUCUGGAUGUACAUUUGUACUCUGCUUCCAAAAUUCAGUUCAUCAUAUUUUAUUACUUUAUCAUAUUGUAUCCACUUUUAUUACACAUGACAAGAAUGGAUUUCUAGGCUCAAGAUAUUUUAACUUUACUGACAUCUUAAAAUAUUGCAAUUUAAUGUUUAAAAUGUAGCCUGAGUGGUGAAAAUCAAAUAAUCCAGAUUUUCUAAUUGGCUAUUUAUAAUAGGUGCUUUUGAUCCACUCUAUUUUAAGUAUCACAGGAUUUUAAAACUUCAAAAUUUUAAUUGCUAUCUCUUUUAGUAUAACCACCUAUGUGCUAGAGGUGUGGCCAAUCAGUAAUGAUCAUCCUAGCCAAUUAAUGUAUUUAAUAAAACCUAUUUAUAUUUGCCAUCUAAGAACAGAAUAUUCUAAAAAUACUCAAGUUGUGCUGCAGUAUCAUCAGUGUGAGCUGUUAACUCUGUUUCAGCUGCUGUCAGGAUAUUAUGAGCACUUAUUUCAAAUUUCUCAUUUCUUUGAUAUUAGAUUGUUGCAUCUAUUUCACAUUUGCACAAUAUUCCUUGAAAUUUUUACUUCCAUUAUUAUUUUAAUUGUCAUACUUUGUAGCAAUCGUUAAUCUUGGCCUUUAGAACUGCUAUCAGUUGAAAUUGGAAAUUAUGAAAUUUGAAAAUUUAUGCCUUUCAGACACAAAUAAUACAAAAACAUUCACCUAAGCUUUGGGAACUAGUUGUUUUAUCAUCUUGAAGUAGGGUUGAAAUUAUUUGUGUUCAUCUCUACAUUUUGAAAAGUAUCAUUUUAACACUUACAUGUUUAUUCCACUACAACAAUAUUUCAUUCACAAAUUUCAAUAGUUGUAUUUGCAAAGAGGCUUAGAAGUAAGGAAUAAAUUAUUGAAUGUCAACAUUUUAUUUUGUUCUCCAAAAUAAAUAUUGUUUUGAUUAUGAGUAGAUGUUUGACUUUAUUUAUCCUCUAAUUUUAGCAGUGAGUUCUGAUCUCUGAAGGUUAGUUAUAUUCUCCUAAAGCCAAUUUCAAUUUCCUCUUGGAA